Molecule: messenger RNA, 1536 nt
Organism: Synchytrium microbalum
Lineage: Eukaryota; Fungi; Chytridiomycota; Chytridiomycetes; Synchytriales; Synchytriaceae
Exons: 1
Coding region: 1-1536 (511 amino acids)
Source: RefSeq, a predicted model, not a curated record
AUGAAUUACACGAGCGCUCCUGUACUCAAUUCAUCACCAGCACAACAUGGCGGUGGCAUGCUGCAUCACCAACCAUCACACCAUUAUAACGAGUCUAUGGAUCCUUAUCGAGAUUCAGCCAUGACUGCUCCAGCAUCUUUUGGAUCGUUAAUAGUCACCAUGGACGAGGGUAUGGAUGAGGAAAUGUCUUAUGACGGGUACAACAAUCCGCCACGACAAAGUGGACAUCAUCAUCAUAGUAGCCAUAAUAGCAACAGUACGCGAGAACGACCAUCGCUAUUAGGACAUCAUUCCCCUGUCGGAUCACCGUCUCAUAAAAGGUCAUACGAUGGUGCUUAUGACGAUAUGCAACGUAUACAUCAACGACCACGCCUUAAUUCAUCAUCACGACCGACUUCUACACAUGUCUCACCGGCUGCAUCACCGAAUUCGAAAACAAAUAGUCCACAACUUUCCAUACCGCCGACUCAUAAUAUCAAUAAUAGUGAUACUAGGGCUGAAGAUGUACAAUCUCCAGCAUUGGGACUCGUCAUGUCACAGCAACAACAGAAUUCGACAUCAUCACCACCACCGCCUGACGAAGAACUCGUUAGUGAAGCACUGGAAAAUCCACGACCAUCAGUAGAAUCAACUGAUGCACCACCAACAGAAGCUACAGAAGAUGAGGCUGAAGUAGAUGGCAGUGACGGAGACUUUGAUUAUCGAGCAAGCUCUCCAAGGACUACGAGACGUGGAGGCUCACGAGCACAAAUACCACGUAGAAAUAACUAUAGUGCGCCUCUAGCUCCAGUAACUCGAGGUGGUCCACGUCGUCGUGGCGCAAUAGCAGCCAAAAUAUCACGAUUUGAACGAUAUGAUUCAGCUACCAUGGCAGCUCGAGUGCCUCCUCUAUUAUCCGCUGACCAGCGUGGUGAACCAUCACAGCUAGAACAACGUCAUUCAGCUAUAAAAAUCGAUGAUGCACUUGCAGCCUAUAAACCUGAAUCCGCGGAAGCCGUCCUAAAGAGAUGGACUGAAGAAGAAAUCGAACAAUUAGAUGCUGGUCUCAACCUACUCGGCCCUAAAGGUGGAGCUAAAGCAGGUCACUUUUAUGGUGCUGCCGGUCGUCCUCAAUACAAGUCUCAGGAUUGGUUGGGUGCAGCUGCUAAAGCAGUCCCUACAAAAUCAACUCGAGAAGUAGUCCAAUUCUAUUACAUGUUUAGGAAUAAACUCCCGUGGUGGCGUGCUCGUGCAGCCGAUAAGUACCGACGUAAAAUGGCUGUGGAAGACCGUGAAUAUGAAAAGGCUACUGCUUCUGCUCGUGAUUGGGCUGAACGAUGUGAAGAUGAGAUUGACAGAAUGGCGCGCUUUGAAUCUGGUGGGGGGACUCGGCGGUCUGAACGUGCUAAUGCGGGUGCUAAACGACGACGUGGGAAGAACUAUGUGGAAGAUGACGAUGAUGAGUCGUUAAGAGGGGGAUCUGUGGGUCCAGUAGAUAGGGCCAGGAAGAGUCGUGUGUCGUUUAGACAGAAUAGUGUUGAUUCAGAAGACUAUUAA